AUGACGGCCACUCUUGCAUACGUUUUGGAGAAGGCGAAUGCGCCUUUUGUUCUUCGGGAUGUUGUUCUCGAUGAGCUGCAACCGUCUGAAGUCCUCGUUGAGAUAAAGUAUACGGGACUAUGUCAUACGGACAUCGUCGUGCAAGAAGGUGGCAUGCCAAUUGGCCAUUUCCCUGCAGUCCUGGGUCACGAAGGCGUCGGCAUAGUCAAGCAAAUAGGCUCUGAGGUCCAAGACAAAUCUCUCCAACCAGGCGACACCGUAAUCCUCUCAUUCCAUACCUGCCGCAAAUGCAAGGCCUGUCUCAAUGACCAACAUGGCAGUUGUUCGCGUUGCACAGAGACAAAUUUCUUACAUACUGCGCGCGCAGACGGAUCAUCACCUAUCUCUUUACCGGAUGGUACAUCCGUUCAUGGUCAAUUCUUCGGGCAGUCAUCAAUGAGUAAAAUGGCAGUCGUGGCGGAGAAUUCCGUCGUCAAAAUCCCGGCUCAGACUCAGGCUUCGGAUCUGCAGUAUCUAGCUCCUUUCUCAUGUGGAUACUUGACCGGCGCAGGCACAGUUUUGAACGAAUUCCGACCUGACCCCGAUACCUCCAAGGUUGCAAUCAUUGGCAUGGGCCCCGUGGGCUUUGCAGGGUUGUUGGCUGCCAAAGCCAUUGGCGUCAAGAACCUAAUUGCAAUCGACAUCGUGGAUUCAAAACUGGAAAUAGCAGCUUCACUUACAGGAUCACAUACAGUCAACAGCCUCAAACCGCCCGGUGGCAGUCUAUCUGAAAAGAUAUUGGCAAUAUACCCCGAAGGCGUGGACUACAUUAUGGAUACUUCCGGUCGUCCACAAGUACUUCAAGACGCCGUAAAGGCACUGGCGCAUGGAGGCACAUUGGCGCUUGUGGGUGUGCCGCCACCAACGGGUACGAUUGAAGUGAAUGCGUUGGAUUUGUUGGUUUCGUGUAAACGGAUUGUAGGGGUUAUUGAGGGAGCUGCGAACCCUAAGAAGAUACUGCCUCAUCUUAUCAACCUCUUCAAUGAAGGCAAAUUCCCUGUUCGGGAACUUACCAAGAUUUAUCCUGCAAAUCAGUUGGAUAAGGCUAUUGAGGAUUUGAAAAGUGGAACAGUUGUGAAAGUUGUAUUAUCUUGGGAAGGCAUCUAG
Molecule: messenger RNA, 1146 nt
Organism: Talaromyces marneffei
Lineage: Eukaryota; Fungi; Ascomycota; Eurotiomycetes; Eurotiales; Trichocomaceae
Exons: 4
Coding region: 1-1146 (381 amino acids)
Molecular function (GO): oxidoreductase activity; zinc ion binding
Source: RefSeq, a predicted model, not a curated record